This is a messenger RNA of Trichoderma harzianum CBS 226.95, 978 nucleotides long. RefSeq lists its product as hypothetical. NCBI's taxonomy places the organism in Eukaryota, Fungi, Ascomycota, Sordariomycetes, Hypocreales, Hypocreaceae. The record is from RefSeq and is a predicted model, not a curated record. The transcript has a single exon. Bases 230 to 763 code for a protein of 177 amino acids.
AAGGAGAAAAGGGUCAUAUGAUGGCGCUUGGAGAAUAACAGCUUGAAAUGGCUUUCUUUCCAACAGCAUAGAUCAUACUCAUAAGAUGUGGUGAGCGGCUGAAACUGAAUACACUGAGGACCGGCUGAGAAGCCGAUCUGGCACAUGCAUACAUACGAGAGCAAGAUAUCUCAGGUCUCGACUAGAAUAGCAGCGUUCCUGUAGGGAGCCUCAUUGGGAUGGUUGGAGCAUGGAGACUUUUGAGAAGGGUGGCUGCAUCCUAGUUAGUGGUACAACCAAAACGAGCAAAGACCAUGUCCAGGGGUUGGCGCGGACCAGAAGAAAGAUGCAGCUCUGGUUUAGUGCAAGGGCACUGCUAGCCCGUGAUUUAUUGACUCCGAGGGGGAGGGUUACCAGAACAAAAGCAAAACUAGAACAUGGCCAAGAUCCAACCGCUCAGGUCAAAGCUCAGGCCGCCACCUGGCCAUGGAUCCUCAGAUGGCUGACUGCCGCUUCGUUCCAGAGAAGCACCGAGCAGGAAUUCGGCAUACUUGUAUGCCGUCUGCCUCAGACUUGUAUCAUUUUUUGUAAGUGGCAUGAAACAACGGCAACCCGUAAGAGGGGCAUAGAUGUUGGCAAAUGUGUGUCAUGGUCGAGAGAGUGCUGGCCCAUGUUGCCUCUUUCAUAUGAUAUCUUCCCCUCCUCCAUAGCUUUCUGCAAGGGAUCAAUGCUGCGUAGCCAAUCAUCCCUCCUGGCUAUCAUAGUCGGGUUGAAUCCCAGCUAACGAGAGCUAAGGACGAAUGAUGCCUGCCCUCCUCGAUGUGCGCGAAUGAUGUAUAUCAUGUCGUACCAAGAUGGCGAUGGCAAAUCUCGGCUCGGUAUGAAUCCGUUUAAAGCGCGACAGUCAUUUCCCGAAGGCCAGGAGCCUGCUGUCCUCGGGUACCUGGAAUAAGACAGUCUUGUGCGACUACAACCCGAAACCCACGGAAGCAACCCCAG